AUGUUUGCUUGCAUAUUUUUUGAAGAAGACAAAAGUCUUAGUGUUGUCAAUGAAUGUGACAAGAGUUUAGAAAUGCUACAUAGUUUUAAGUCGAAUGAAAGUGUUCGGAUGAAAUGGGGAAGAAAAAUAUACAAUGGAACUAUCGUCAACGUUUCUGAUAAUGAAGAACAACUUCAGAAGUUUGCUUCCAAAGCUUACAAAGCAGUUUUAGAAGGACUAUCGUCAGAUACAAACAAAGAAGAAAUCGUUCAAUUAUUGAUGAACUUUGAAAUAAAGAAGACAUCUGGUAAAAGACAGCAUGUUAUUUCCGACAAACUGAAAGAAAGUAAGGAGCAAGAACAAGAACUAAGCCCAAAAAAGAAAAAGAUAGAAGGUAAAAAAUCCCAGAAGACCCUAAAGUCAAAAAACACAGCUCUAAAUGUUGAAUGUCCACAACAGACACAACAGGAUGCCUCUGAGGGAGUAACAAUUGGUCAAAGAGAGACUGACAUUCCUGUCAGUAAUCUGUUAUGUCAGUUUACUAGUGCUGACCUUCACGUUCCUGUCACUUCAAUUCCAUGUGAUAAGCCUGCUGUUUGCAACAAAGUAACAUAUACUUCUACAACUUUGGAAUCUGGUUUGCCUGUUGCAUGGCCCCAACAAUUGAACCCUUCAGAUACUUCUCCAGCAACAUGUAUAUUGACUCCUUCCACAUCUUCUAUUGUGCUGGAAUCACAAAAACCAGUAAUCCAGCAACCUCAGCAAGCCCAGGCAAACCUUUAUACAGAGUCUGUGAGGCUGUACAGACAAGCAGUAGACACACUAGAAGAAAAUGACUCUAGAGAAGGUAACACUGCUUAG
This is a messenger RNA of Ruditapes philippinarum (Manila clam), 840 nucleotides long. RefSeq lists its product as uncharacterized. The transcript has 2 exons. The record is from RefSeq and is a predicted model, not a curated record. Bases 1 to 840 code for a protein of 279 amino acids. NCBI's taxonomy places the organism in Eukaryota, Metazoa, Mollusca, Bivalvia, Venerida, Veneridae.